GAGAUCAUUAACACUUCCGUUUCCGAGAGGCGAGGAGCCGCAACAACAACAGCCACAGACACAUUUAGUUGCUUAUAAAACUCUUAACGUUAAAAGCGGAGUCUGAGGAUGUCGGGACAGAAGCGUCCUGCUGACCCCAGCGGUUCCUCGUCCUCCGGUGCGCCCCCAGAGAAGCGGAGGGAGCGGGAAGGAGAGGACGGAGGACCCGGUGUCAGCGCCGCAGCCGGGGGGAGCACCGCGGUGGAGACGGUCAUCAAACUGGGAGGAGUGUCCAACUCAGAAGAACAAGACAUCAGAGCUCUUCAGACUAAGAACCGAAAGCUGGGAGAGUCUCUGGAUCAAAGACAGGUGAUUGAGGAUGAACUGCGAGAGCGAAUUGAGAGACUGGAGACCCGGCAAGCCACCGAUGACGCCAGUUUGCUGAUCCUCAAUAGAUACUGGAAUCAGUUUGAUGAAAACAUUAAGCUGACCGUCAGGCGUUAUGACCAAGCAAGCUGCGAACCUGAGAAAUCUGUGGCCGGUGAGGGACGGAGCCUCAAGCCGGACACUCCAGAGCCUGACGGCGACUCCAACCAGGAGAGGGCCAAGGACAGAGGCCAACAGGGAGAGGCAGCCAACUCCUUCCUGGCCACGCUGGCGAGCAGCAGCAGCGAGGAGAUGGAGGCUGAGUUGCAGGAGAGGGUGGAGUCCAGCCAGAAGCAGGCUAAUCAUGUGGUGGAGAUCUAUGAGUGUCUGAAGAGCACCGUGGACCAACUGAAGGCAGAGCUGGACUCUGGAGCCGAGGGCACUUUAUGGAAGGCCGCUUCCAGACUGAACUCCCUCCUGACCAGUGAAAACGAGCGAUUGCAACAGCUGACUGAGGACCUCAAGCAGAAGCACAGUCACAUGACAAGCGAGUCCCGGCCUCUGGGGCGAGCAGCUAACAAAGCAGACCAGCGCGUCAGCGAGCUGCAGGUUCUCAUCGAGGAGCUCCAGUGGGACAUGGAGAAGAUCCGCCGCCGAGAGAACAGACUGAACGCGCACCUGAUCGAGAUACUGGAGAGGGUGAACAGCAAAGGCUAUAAGGUGUGUGGGGAGGCCAGCAGCGUUUGUGGCACCAUCACGAUUAACAAGAGAAAGUUUGAAGAAAUGAACAGUGAGAUGGAGGAGAGCAGGGAGCUGGCAGACAACCGCUUCAUUGAGCUGCAGAAGCUUCAGCAGGACCUGCAGAAUGUGCACCAGGAGAACAACAGCAUGAAGACGGAGCUGCUGAAUCGAGCAGAGGGCAUGGUGAAAGAGACGUCUGAGUACCGCUGUCUGCAGUCGCAGUUUUCUGUGCUCUACAAUGAGUCUCUGAUCCUCAAGUCUCAGUUAGAUGAGACACGUGCUCGUCUCAACACUACCAGGACGGCAAGGCUUCGACAGCUAGAGCACAUGGAGAAUGAUGAAGUGGCUCUGCAGAGGAAGGUUCGUACAGAGGUGUUUCAGCUGGAGGACACGCUGGCUCAGGUCAGGAAGGAGUAUGAGAUGUUGCGCAUCGAAUUUGAACAGACUCUCGCUGCCAACGAACAAGCAGGUCCCAUCAACAGGGAGAUGCGUCACCUCAUCAGCACACUGCAAACCCACAAUCAGCAGAUGAAGGGAGAGGUGGUGAAAUACAAGAUCAGACUGAGAGAAACACAAGCUGAGCUCAACCAGGUCCGCGCCUCAAAGGGCAACGCCAUCCUCCAGUCCCAGUCGAGCACAGAGAUGGACGUGAAGGAUGAGACAACCUCUCCGUCCACCCCGGCCGUCUCUGGGGAACCUGUGAUCAAGACAGAGCCUGACAACGGCUCCUCCACACCGAGCAGCACCGGAGCCUCGGUAAAAACAGAGCCUGGAGUAGAAACUGAGGCGACGGUAAAAGAGGAGGAGAAAGAGGAGAAAAAAGAGAAGGAGGAAAAGAAAGAUAAGGACAUUAUAAAGAAAGAGGAGAAAGACAGAGAGCGGGAGAAAGAGAAGGAAAAGGAGAGAGAGAGGUCGACCCGCGGUGGCGGGAGCGGCGGUUUGAUAAAGGAAGAGAAGGAGAAGCCGGGGAGCAGCAGCCAACCUGAGGAGUCGGCUGGGGAGCGCCUGUCGAUGGUCGGAGGGUCAAAGAGGAAGGAGAUUGAGCAGCUGAAGAUUGUCCGAACAGAACUCAAGUAA
This is a messenger RNA of Morone saxatilis (striped sea-bass), 2163 nucleotides long. It is a transcript of the gene rnf20, whose product is annotated as ring finger protein 20, E3 ubiquitin protein ligase. Gene Ontology annotation, cellular component: nucleus; HULC complex. Gene Ontology annotation, molecular function: ubiquitin protein ligase activity. The coding region runs from base 109 to 2163 and encodes 684 amino acids. The record is from RefSeq and is a predicted model, not a curated record. Lineage: Eukaryota; Metazoa; Chordata; Actinopteri; Moronidae. The transcript has 15 exons.